Pelagomonas calceolata is the source of this 579-nucleotide messenger RNA. The record is from the annotation of a GenBank genome assembly. NCBI's taxonomy places the organism in Eukaryota, Pelagophyceae, Pelagomonadales, Pelagomonadaceae.
AUGGCGUCGGAUGAGGGCCCAGCCUGGAUCAACAAAAAGUCUUAGGCACUAGUCCUAAGUCUAGUCCUGGUCCUUCGGGAUGGGCCGGCCGGUGGGGUCGACGCGAUUCAUCACGCGAACAUCAGCGAGGUCCGCGGCGAUCACCGCUUCGUUGUAGGCGAGCGCGGCGACCUCCUCGUCGACGAAGUAGCCGACGUGGCACUUUCUCCGGGGUUCCGAAUCAUCAAAGUAUUCAACAACUACGCGUCGUCCCUUAUCGAUGAAGAGCACUUUGAAGAAGCCAAGGCACUGUUGCGCAAGACGGUACCCGUGACACAACGCGUUCUCGGAGAGAGUGAUGACACCACGCUCAGGAUGAAGUGGUGCUACGCGUGGGCGCUCUACGGUGACGACGACGCCACGCUCGACGAUCUCUUCGAGGCCGUGGAGACGCUCGAGGAUACGGAACGGAUCGCGCGGCGCGUGCUCGGCGAUGCGCACCCGACCACAACGGGGAUUAAGUCCCACCUGCGAGACGCGCAAGCCACCCUCGACACUUUCCUCGACGCCCGCGACAUGGAAUCGUCGGAGGACGAGUAA